This is a messenger RNA of Symbiodinium sp. CCMP2592, 4740 nucleotides long. Lineage: Eukaryota; Dinophyceae; Suessiales; Symbiodiniaceae. The record is from the annotation of a GenBank genome assembly.
AUGGAGAUGCCAAGUGUUGUAGUCCGACUAGCAUGUGGCGAAUGCUCGCUGUUGGUAAAUCCCCAAGGGACGCUUUUGAGCAAGACGUUUGUGAGUCCGAUCCUUUCUGUUCGGGCGUUGCUAGCUCUUGGCUACAAGGUGGAGUGGGAUUCUUCUCGUUGUAGAAUUUGGCAUCCUUCGCGGGGUGUAUUGGAUACGGAUGUUAGCACUGGUUGCCCGGAAAUCUCUGAGCAGAAGGCCUUGGAACUUAUCGGGGAAUAUGAGGCUUUGGUGCAGCGCGGGGAGAGUCGUUGUGCACGACUGCACUGUUUGAUGAAGGAUUUAGCUGGAUUGAGUAAUGCUGAGCUUGCUGAUGUGAUUGUUCGUCGGGAUGUGCACUCAGACGCAGCUGUAAAGAAGCUGGUUGAGAAAGUGUUUGGGGAUACGCCUAGUGAUUUGAGGGAGCAGGCGGUUGCAUCUGUGCAAGAUCCAGCUGGUGAGUCUUUCACAUGGAACAGAAGGAUGCGGAGGAAGUUUGAGCGUGCGAAAGGCCUAGUUGUUCAUCUGUUCUGUGGUGAGGGCAGAAAGGCUUUUGAUCGAGUGUCCGAGAAACACGGGCUAAUCCAUGUGCCGGUUGACACAGCCGAAGACCUGUUGGCGGAAGGUACCUAUCAGUAUUUGCUCAGGCAGGCUGCUAAAGGAAGAGUUCGUGCAGUGAUCGGAGCCCCUCCUGGCAGGACAUUUGCGCCGUGUCGGUACUCAGUAGGUGAGCAAGGCUCAGGUGUGAAGCCUCUUCGAGUAAGGGGGGAGAGUCUUGGUGAAUACGGUGUUGGGGAGUUGACAUGUCAAGAGCUGGCACAACGCAGGAUAGAUGACGUGUUGAUGAUGAGGAUGAUGGUGCUGAUGCUGGUGGCGCAGGGUUCGAAUGAGGCUCUGAAGGAGCCGACCCCACACUGCCUGGUGGAACAUCCUGAGGACCCUGAGGAUGGGGGUAUGGUAGGUGUUGCCCUGAGGGAGCAGACGAAACCUGAGCUCGGGUACGCGUCGUUCUGGGCCACACCAGAGUGGCAAGCGAUAUCAAAGGAGUUGCAGCUGUCACCUACCUCCUUUCAUCAAGGACCGUUGGGGCACCAGAAGGUAAGGCCAACCACCAUUUAUACAAACAUGUAUCCGGAUCCUUUGCUUGUGGACUGUUGGGAUGAUGGGUUCCAGUCUCGUCCGAAGGUCGGGGGUAAGGGGUUGUCUUGGUCUCAGUGGAGCCCAGGGCUUUGGAUUGCUGUGACUAACAUGUUGGCGAGAGCACUUGCGGAGCAGGUGCCGAAGGGACUCAGAGCGAUGGAUUCUGGUUUCAUAGAGCACCUUCGCAAUAAUCACACGCCAUUUCGCAGAGAUUGCAAGCAGUGCAUUCGCGGCGGGGCCAGACACAAGCAGCAUAGGAAAGUCCUUGCCCCACAGGGUUGGUGCAUGAGUAUAGAUACGGCCGGACCAUUUCCAAAGGGGCUAGAUGAGAAUACCACCGCUGCCAAAUACCUGAUUGUUGCAGUUCUGUCAGUUCCUAUUCUGUCGGUAAAAGGGGAAAGUGUGGAUGAACCGGCGGAUAGGGACCCACAGCUUGAUCUCCAAGAGUUUGCGGAAUCUCUAGAUGAUCGGGAAUGGUUUGUAGAAAGGGGUAUGGAAUUGGAGGAACCACUCCCUGAGCCUACACAUCGUGAAAUUACUGAGUCGAAGGACUCCUGGGCUACAUGGGAGGCAGUAGUUCGGAAAAGUAGAAAGGAUUGGUUAGAAGAAGCCAAAACUCAGUUUCUUCCGAAAGUGGAGAUGAUAGACUUCGUAUACACUGAAGCUGUGGAUUCGAAGAAGCAACAAGUCGUUGCAGGUGCCAUUAGCCGUAUGUACGCACGAGCAAUAUCAGACGGGUUGAGCGUCCAACGUAUCCAUACGGACAGGGGAAAGGAGUACCGGAACUCCGCAUUGGAUGCCUUCUGUCAAAAGCUCGGAGUUCAUCAUACAUAUGCAAUGGCAGAGGAACACCAGACCAAUGGUCGCGCGGAGGGGGCUAUAUUGAAGAUCAAAAAUCGAACGAGGGCGAUCCUCGAAGGAUCAGGGCAAGAUGAUCUUUCAGAGUGGCCAUUGGCGGCGAAAUUGGCGUCGUAUCACUUGCGAUCUGAAGCUCGCAAGAAGUUGCGGAUGCCGUGUGAGCCGACAGUCGUGGCGGCGUGGAGUUUGGAGUUCGAGAACUACCACGGCUGUCACAAAAUGUCCCUCUUCGGAAACUUCGAGGGGGUGGGUGGUGAAAACGGCCGAGGGUCCUUGUAUGAAGCAGGCAGUUGGGAGCCAAAGGACGUGGCGUCCCUUGCAGUUGCCAUGUCGAAGCACGUUGCUAACAUUGUCCUGCCCAUUGUUACUUCCGGGGGAGUUACGGAGUCUAGGAUGCUGGAAAAUGGGAAGCGACUAUGGGAAACGGGAUUCACGUAUUUGCCGGGAACCAAAUCAGAGUACUGGGGCUUCAAGACAUUGGCUUCCGUUUCCGCGGUCGUGCUUCGGAGACUUGAGAUUGCCGGGCGCCGGCCAGUAAAUGGACGGGGUGGUCUGCUUUCCCUUUGCAUCUCAGUGACCCAGACAACGGUACAACAGGUAGAAGCCGUGCUAGAGGGAACCAUGAGUCAUCAGGUGUUGAACGAGAGUUGUGGCUCAGGGUUGAUUGGUGACACGGGCGAGGCUUCAGGUCUUGAGAUUCUUCCACCUCCGCGACCCAAGGCUACUGUUAGCGAAGAGUUUCCUGAGUGGUGUUCAGCUGGUGUGUACAUAGCUUGCCUUGUUGCGGAACUUCGGGCGCUUUACAUGAAGCUUCAAGGUGAUGAGGCGGAUACCUGCUCAGGUGAGGCUCAUAAGGGCCAUGGGGAAGUGGAUGCUUCGGUUUCUGGUGAAGCUGUAGGGUGCUCAGACUUUGAGUGGGAUGAUGACUCUCAGGAUGUCAAGAUGUACCAGGUGCCAGAUUGCAUCAAACCACUGCGUCCGUGUCAUUCGUCGGAUGUUGGGGAUAGCUGCUACACACUGGAGCGAGUGGAUUGGCCUAUGUGUGUCAACGUAGCUGAUGAGAUGCAGGAGUUGGCUGAGGUGCAUAGGGCCAUGUGCAGCUUGUUGGAUGGGCAGUCUGAGGAAGUAGAUGGCCAGUGUUGCAGUUGUGAGGCUCAGUGGCUUGACGAAGUUCAGGGUUUGGAGCAAGAGCUUCAGAGGAUGAAGGGAUUAGAAGAUAGUCUGCUGUUGUCCUCCGAGGGUCCAAUUCUUAAAAGUAUUGAACUGUGUGUGGACAAUGAGGUGGAGGCUGAGGCCUGCCAGUUAGACAGGAAGAGCGAGGAGUGCAUGCUGGGAUCCGGGAGUCUAAAGGCUGUUCAAAUGGACGAUGAUGAUCCACCACCUCUUCAGUCGAAGAUUGUAGCGCAGGACCAAGUUCGACGUGAGCUUGGUAAGUGGCGUGGAUCUAUGGGGGAGGAGGUAGAGUCGUUAGUUCAGAAGACUGAAGCAGUUGAAGACUUGACAGACGACCAGUAUCACAAGCUGGUGGCGGAUCCAGGCGUGCAUGUGGAACUGAUUCCAGGAAAAAUGGUGUAUGUUUGGAAAUCCACUGGACGUCGUAGGGCGAGAAUGGUGGGAUGUGGCAACUUCUGUGACAACGAUGGCAGCACUCAGAAGGCAGAUCUUUUUGCGAGUGGGGCUGGUGCGGAGUCCAUUCGAAUGAUGAUCCGCAAGUGUACUCUGGAACCAUCUUGGCAUCUGGUCUCGGUUGAUGUGAAAACAGCUUUUCUCCAGGCGCCGCUUAUGGAAAUGCAGAAGGAUGGUAAGGAGAAGGUCACAGUCGUUAAAGUUCCGAGCAUAUUAAGGGAAGCGGGUGUUACUGCUACCAAGUACUGGAAAGUCAAGAAAGCUCUUUAUGGUCUGAACUCGGCGCCGCGCUCGUGGAGCCUUCAUAGAGACCGGGUGAUGACGGAUCUUCGGAUUGAGUAUGGUGAUGGCAUCUUGAGGCUUCGAAAGCUAAAGGAGGACGCCAAUCUCUGGCAGAUUCUCAAGUAUCCACGGGAGGGCAGAGAUCCUGAGAAGGAAGCCGGUGAAGCAGGAGGACAGUGCCUCGGGAUUAUAGCCUUGUAUGUGGACGAUAUCUUAGUUGCGUCGGAAAAGGACGUUGCCCAAGCUGUAGUUCGCGGACUGGAAUCAAAUUGGGAAUUGUCAACCCCGGACUGGGUGUCGGAGGAAGGAGAUUGCUUGAAGUUUGCAGGCUUCGAGCUGGAAAAAACCAGUCAAGGGAUUCGUCUUCAUCAGGAGAGCUACACCAAGGAUAUCCUAGAACAGUACCAAGACACAAUCCCGGGUGUGGAACGUACACCAGCUGUCAAGACUGUUGAAAGUGAGGAACCGGUGGAUCGUUCGGAACAGCUGGAGUGGACGAAACGUGCACAAUCAUUGAUUGGACAGUUGCUCUGGCUAGCGGGGAGGACCCGUCCUGACAUUGCUUAUGCUGUGAAUCUUGCUGCUCAGAGAAUAGUGCCAUCUCCGGGUGAGGCGGUUGCUCGCGCAGAACACUUGAUCAGGAGCGCUGAUAUUCUGGGCCUCGUGCAGGCAGCCAUGAGACCAACGGUCGCAGCUCUGAUGAACGCUCAAGAGGCGCUGUUAGCACUGUUGGUGCUGCUGCAAAUCUCGGCUGUCAAAGCGGAAUCAGUCUACGCAGGGAUGGAUGAUCUAGUGACCUUGUGGCGCGCCCAGUAG